Molecule: messenger RNA, 2642 nt
Organism: Tinamus guttatus (white-throated tinamou)
Lineage: Eukaryota; Metazoa; Chordata; Aves; Tinamiformes; Tinamidae
Source: RefSeq, a predicted model, not a curated record
CGGCGCGCGGGUGCUGCCCGGUAGCCGCAUCCCGCGAUGCCGAGCCUGGCAGUGAAGUCAGCCUUCAUCAGCCGAAUAGUUUAUGCAUGAAUCGAAACUUCAGAGCUGCCUGGGUGGGGGAACGAGCAGGAUCUUUGCUCUUUUAAAGCACUUGGAGUCGAGGAAGGAGGAGGGGAAUAGAGGAAGUAGCAGCAGAAUAAGCCCAGGGAAGCGGGGAGAGAUUUGAGAAGCUGCAGGAGUUGUUCGCUCUGCUCUUGCAAGGAGCCAAGUUCCUUAAGCAUCUCCUGGCGGAUACUAAGAGAGAACUGUGGAGACCGGAGCGUUCCCCUGGACACUUGCGUGCUGUAGCUUUAAGACUGUUUUACAGAGGACUUGGGAUUUUUCGGUUUUCCUGCGCCUGGUGGAGUAUUCCAGGGAGCUGCAGAGUUUUGGGGUCAUGCACCCCCUUUUUCUGUUGUCUUCUGCCUUUCUCUUUCUCUCUUGCUCCUUUUCGUUUCAAAGGGACAAAGCUACUUCAGUUUGGAGCACAAACAUAUGAUCAGCACAUGGAAAUGUGGUAAUUUGGAUGCAUUCAUGAUUGCAACAGAUUGAAGAAAUUAGACCAGACAAAGAGCUUUUUUUGGAAGAGGAGGAGGAGGAGGCAAGGCAAGGAGGGAGGGAGAGUGGGUGAAAGAAGGGGACGCCACCAAAAAAAGGGACGGCCGUGACACGCGGAUGCUAAAUAUAUCCCGUAGUAAUGGAGAGGGACCGGAUUUCAGCUCUGAAAAGAUCUUUUGAGGUCGAGGAGGUAGAUCAGUCUUCAAAUUCCUCCACCCCACAAAGACGGACCCCAAACCCUCUCCUCAGAUCCACUGUGUCCAGCUCCACACAGAAGUUUCAGGAACUCGGUGCCAGGAAUUCAGAGCCAUCUGCCAGGCAUGCAGACCCCACAAGCCAAAGAUCACCCAAGCCCUCUCUGAGGAGAGUGGAGCUCUCUGGACCCAAACUGCCCGAGCCGGUGUCCAGAAGAACAGAAAUCUCCAUUGACAUCUCAUCCAAGCAAGUGGAGAACUCCACCUCAGGGUUGUCAAGGUUUGGCCUCAAAAGAGCAGAUGUGCUGGGGCACAAACCUCCUGAGCCCAGCCCGAGAAGGACUGAGAUCACGCUAGGCAAGCCCCAGGAGCCGGGUCUGCGGAGGGUGGAAGCGCCCGUGUCAAAGAUCCCAGAGAUGCCCCAGCGGAGAGCGGAGGCAGCCGGUGCUCCUGGGCCCGAUCUGGCCACCAAGCGAGUGGAAAUUCAGGUAGCGAAGGCUGCCGAGGUCCCGGCCCCGCCGCUCCGACAGGGGGAGAGUCUGGAACCUUCUCUAAGCAGCCAGCCUUCCGCGGCAGAAGCAAAGCCUGCACCUGUGGUGAUCGAAAGCCCACCAAAGAGAGAAGAAGGUCCCGAGGCACUUCCCAGCUACGCGCCCAGCAUGACGGACGCUCCCAGAGAUGCCGGCCUCAAGCAGGCGGCGCCGGCGCGGCCGGAGAAGCCCGCCGCGGACUUCGGCUACGUGGGCAUAGACGCCAUCCUGGAGCAGAUGAGGAGGAAAGCCAUGAAGCAGGGCUUUGAGUUCAACAUCAUGGUUGUGGGUCAGAGUGGUUUGGGGAAAUCCACAUUAAUCAACACGCUCUUUAAAUCCAAAAUCAGCCGGAAAUCUGUACAGCCAACUUCGGCAGAGCGGAUCCCCAAGACCAUUGAAAUAAAAUCCAUCACUCAUGAGAUUGAAGAGAAGGGAGUUCGCAUGAAGCUGACAGUCAUUGACACCCCGGGCUUUGGAGACCACAUCAACAAUGAGAACUGCUGGCAGCCCAUCAUGAAGUUCAUCAAUGACCAGUAUGAGAAGUAUCUGCAGGAGGAAAUCAACAUUAACCGGAAGAAGCGGAUCCCGGACACCAGGGUGCACUGCUGUAUAUACUUCAUCCCAGCCACUGGCCACUCGCUCCGGCCGCUGGACAUCGAGUUCAUGAAGCGCCUCAGCAAGGUGGUCAACAUCGUCCCGGUGAUCGCGAAAGCCGACACGCUAACGCUGGAGGAGAGGGACUACUUCAAGCAAAGGAUCAUGGCCGAUCUUCUUGCCAAUGGGAUUGACGUGUAUCCUCAGAAGGAAUUUGAUGAAGACUCUGAAGAUCGGCUAGUAAAUGAGAAAUUCAGGGAAAUGAUCCCAUUUGCAGUGGUGGGUAGUGACCAGGAGUACCAGGUUAACGGAAGAAGAAUCCUUGGAAGGAAGACCAAGUGGGGCACCAUUGAAGUGGAGAACACGACACACUGUGAGUUCGCCUACCUGCGGGACCUCCUCAUCAGGACACACAUGCAGAACAUAAAGGAUAUUACCAGCAACAUCCACUUUGAAGCCUACAGGGUCAAGAGGCUGAACGAGGGCCAGAGCUCGCUGUCCAACGGGGUGACCGACAAAGAGCUGGUGGCCAACGAAAUGUAACCGUCUCGCUCUGUAGCCAGGACCUUACUCGCUCACGCUCGCUAUUUUUCCCUUCCUCUUCCCCCCCUUUAUUUUUAUAUAAAUCCUCUGCCACUGUCCCUUCUUCUCCAGCCCCCCAGUGCCAAUGUUAACUGACCAAAUACCCAGGUGCCGCAUCUCGUCGGGCCGCGCGCGGCGGCUCCGG